Messenger RNA from Tuber melanosporum (Perigord truffle), 1904 nucleotides. RefSeq lists its product as uncharacterized. The record is from RefSeq and is a predicted model, not a curated record. Bases 1 to 1842 code for a protein of 613 amino acids. The transcript has 6 exons. Gene Ontology annotation, cellular component: cytoplasm. Lineage: Eukaryota; Fungi; Ascomycota; Pezizomycetes; Pezizales; Tuberaceae. Gene Ontology annotation, biological process: cellular response to oxidative stress.
AUGGAGAGAAUCGUGACACUCGACAAAGCGAUAAAUGCGAUAAAGACGGCUGCUGAGGAGAUUCCCGCGGACGACUUUAUUUCUUACUCUACUAUUCUCGAUGUUCACCUUUCAUACGCCCACGAUGCCUUCUCUCAGGAUGAGCAGCACAGGCUGUUGGAGGUUUUGGGGGAUAUUUUAGAGACCCAUGAAGAUCUAGCUCGUGAGAUCUCUUGGGAUUUGAUCUCCGUCUUAUUGCCCUUCCUCGAAUCGCUGUCUCCGGCAACCGUUCAGUUGACCGAAUCACAUAUUGCGUUCGCAGCGGAAAAAGGAAAUCCCCGGGAGGGUGGAGAGGUAGGGGAGACUGAAGACAAGUUGAGGAAAGAAACUACCCGAAAUGCGCUGAGGAAAUUCCAUGCCUUGUUAUCCGCCUUGUCGAUUUUGACAACUCUGUUGGGAGUUUUUACGAAAGCUGUACAAUGUCUUGACAGACAGGCUGUUGACGGGGUCUUGAGGGGGUUGCUAGAGUUUGCCGAGCUCGUUAAACCCGCCCUAGCGGCGCCGCGGAAGCAGAGCAUAGUCAAGGGCGAGCGACCUCCGUUACCCCCACGCGUCCCGACAAACAGUACAAACCCCUCCCUUGCGCCGACCUCCGCCGAUGGGGAUGCUCCGGCCAAAGAACCUGAGGGGGAUUCUCCGGAAACUACUCUCCAGGCCCGUCUUUUGCAGUCGUUCCUGUCACAUCUCCUGGAGAUCUACCUUUUACGCACCCGGGAUAUCACAGGGAGGGGAUUGGUUGUGGGGUGGGCAGGACAGUAUGACUCUGAGGUUGUGAGAAAGGGCAAAAGUGAAGUUCCCGGCGGGAAGACCCCAAUCGACGAUGAAAGAGCUGAGAGGGCGGUGCAACGGGAUGUUAAGGCUCUCACGGAGGAUAUCGAGGGACUAUGUGAGGCGUUGGGCCUAAGGGCAGAUGAACUUAUGAAGAUUUGUGAAAGCCACCAAGAGCCAGAAUCACCCACUGAUGAGGACCAAGAAGACCCAGCACCGCCCUCGUCAGCCGAGGACAUACCUCUUUCUAAAACGGGGGCUCUAUUUCUCUUAGCGCAACGGCUCGCCCAUUAUCCCCUCUCGUCCCUCAGCAUAUUCCCCAACCAUUCGGACAUAUCCCAGAACUUUCUCGUCAACGGUUCCGGUCAGCACCAGCCCGCUGUCGUUGAUGCAGUACUCUUCCUCGGCGCCCUCGCUCUCCACCAGGGCGGAGGCCUCGGCAAUGCGCCAGAGUUAGACGACUUCCUACUUUACCUCCAAACCUUCGCUGCUAUUUCUGCUACCUCCUCUUCCCCACAGGCACGCUUUCUCGCCCAUUAUCAUGUGUCAACGUGCAUAAGCAAGCACCCGGACGAGGCUGCCCGAUUAGCCUACAUCAAAGAUACCCUAGAGCACUGCCCAUUCGAAACGCUCAAGGCUGCGGUGGUCGGCAUUCUUAAGGACGAAAUCCAAUCUGCUUCUCUAUCAACACCACCAAAACCAAACUCAAUCUUUGCAUCCCCGGUUUGUCUAGAAGAACUAUUUAACGUGCUUUUCCUGGAGGUGGAGAUUGGCGAUUUUGAUGAUUUUAAGAAUUACUAUCCGACGCUCGUGGCGACGGCGAAUCUUUACUACUUUCUUGUUCUUUCGCCCGUGUGUAGAGAGAAAUUGGGAGUUGGGAAGAGGGAGUUUGCGGAGAGGGUUGAGGAGAAAUUUCUCACGUCGGUUGGAAAGGCGGUCGAGGGGAUUAGUCCUGAAGGUGGGGGGAUGGAGACCGAUAUUCUAAAGGAUGUCAUUGAGAGGAUCCGAGAGAAGGUCAAGGAGGUUUGUGUUUAGCUAGUUCUAUGUGUUAACCGUGAUCUUCCUCCGAGAGUGGAACGUGGAAAGUUUAAUCUUUG